Messenger RNA from Penicillium canescens, 1652 nucleotides. It is a transcript of the gene artA, whose product is annotated as 14-3-3 adaptor artA. Bases 186 to 971 code for a protein of 261 amino acids. Gene Ontology annotation, cellular component: cytoplasm. The record is from RefSeq and is a predicted model, not a curated record. The transcript is spliced from 5 exons. Gene Ontology annotation, biological process: signal transduction. Lineage: Eukaryota; Fungi; Ascomycota; Eurotiomycetes; Eurotiales; Aspergillaceae.
CUCCUAGUCUGUUCCUUUCAAUAGAAGCCGAAGUGGGUUGUUCAGGCGUAAAUCCCAACAACACCGCCUUCUGUGUUUCCCCCUCCUUCUCCUCUCCCCUUCUCUCUCUUCAACUCCCUUCAUCCCCCAUCCAUCUAUCUCCUUUUCCACCUUUUUCUCUUCAAACAAGAAAACACAUUUUCAUCAUGGGUCACGAAGACGCUGUCUACCUCGCCAAGCUCGCUGAGCAGGCUGAGCGCUAUGAAGAGAUGGUCGAGAACAUGAAGGUCGUUGCCUCGGCCGACGUUGAGCUCACCGUUGAGGAGCGGAAUCUCCUGUCCGUCGCUUACAAGAACGUCAUCGGUGCCCGCCGUGCUUCCUGGAGAAUCGUCACCUCGAUCGAGCAGAAGGAGGAGUCCAAGGGCAACGAGUCCCAGGUCACUCUGAUUAAGGAGUACCGCCAGAAGAUCGAGGCCGAGCUUGCCAAGAUCUGCGAUGACAUCCUCGAGGUUCUCGAUGAGCACCUCAUCAAGUCCGCCCAGAGCGGCGAGUCGAAGGUCUUCUAUCACAAGAUGAAGGGUGACUACCACCGUUACCUUGCCGAGUUCGCCAUUGGCGACCGCCGCAAGGGUGCCGCCGACUACUCUCUGGAGGCCUACAAGGCCGCCACCGAGAUCGCUCAGACUGACCUCGCCCCUACCCACCCCAUCCGUCUCGGUCUCGCUCUUAACUUCUCCGUCUUCUACUACGAGAUCCUCAACUCUCCCGACCAGGCUUGCCACCUCGCUAAGCUCGCCUUCGACGAUGCUAUUGCUGAGCUCGACACCCUGAGCGAGGAGAGCUACAAGGACUCCACCCUCAUCAUGCAGCUCCUCCGUGAUAACCUGACUCUCUGGACCUCGUCCGAGGCUGAGCCCGCUGCCGACAGCGCCGCCCCUGCCGAGAAGAAGGAGGAAGCCCCGGCCACCGAGGGUGAGAAGCCCGCCGAGUAAAUGAGUAACACCUAAAAAGAUCUUGUUGAAGGACUCACGUCCUCAGGACGGAUGGGACAACCGAGAGAGAGAGCGCGCGACGGGUCUCCCAGUGCAAGGACAUAGAGUGAAGACGAGGAGAAAAGGACCGUGAGAUGUAUUGACAUGAGUUGGUUUGCUCUCCUGCCAUGGCUCGCAAGGGCCUACUAGAGAAAUAACCGUGCUUUGAUGUUGGUGCUCACUGGUCCAUUUCACUUUGAUCCUCUACUUACCUUGUGCCUCCUUUGCUUUUGGCCCGGUGCUUGUGUUCUCUGCCUGGGGAUAUCUAUCUGUCUCCUCUUUUUCGUUUUUCAUUCUCCUUGUUAUUUUGUCUACUUUGCCUCUUAACUACCCAAAGAGUCCCUUUGCGCGCACUCUCACAGCACCCCAACACAUACACAGGACACCACAGAAGUUUUUAUUAAAUCAGUUCCUUAUCAGGACUUCCACGAUGAUGUAUCUUGCUGAUCUCCGGCUUGGCUUUCUUCCCUUUUCUUAUUUAUCUCCCGUACUCUGUGCCAUAUGGCGUUUGAUUCUCGCUAGACCUGGGUUCGAAGAUAAAUUCGUAUAUUGACCUUAUCACUUGCUUUGAUUGAGUAAAUGUAGUCGAAGCAUGUAAACAGUGGAUCCUUACCUGGGAACAACAAGAGUUAUAAUGAUGUG